GGAGCAGCCAGCGCGGCGCAGCAAUGCGAGCCGGGCAGGCGCCCCGCGCACGGUGCCUUGGGCUGCGCCCAGCCGGCCGCAGGGCGUCCAGUCCGGCUCCCGCUGGCCAGCGCGCGGGAUGAGGAGCCCGUGCGAGGCGUUCCCCGGGGACUGAGCCUCCCUCCUGCCGCACCAUGAAACUCUACUGCAAGGUGGUGGCCAUCCUGCUGUGCCUGGGGAUCCUGCUGCUGCUCUAUCUCUUCGUGGGCAACGCGGAUGAGCCGCCGCUGCAAGGGGCCAGAGAAACCCGCUUGCCGCUGCUGCCCGUUUCCCCCGGAGCGGGGGGCCGCGCCCACCCACUCUUUGCACAUUUCCACCCCGUGCAGGCGGCGGCAGCAGCUCAGAUUUCCAAGCGGGAGCCACGUCUCAGCAAAAACCCCGGCAAGCGGAGUCCUGCGAGAGGGAAGUUUGCAAACGUUCGACCUGGGGAACAGAAACACUUGAAAGAACUUCCAUCUCUGCAAUGGAUGCACCUGGCAGUUGUAGCGUGUGGCGACCGGCUGGAAGAGACUCUUAUCAUGCUGAAAUCGGCAGUUCUGUUUAGCUACAGGAAGCUUAAGUUUCACAUCUUUGCUGAGGAUUCCCUGAAGCCUGAAUUUGAGAAGAAGUUAAGGGAAUGGCCUUCCUCUUACACCAAGAAGUUUGAAUACAGUGUCUACCCAAUUGCUUUUUCAGUAGGAAAUGCUCAGGAAUGGAAAAAAUUAUUCAAACCUUGUGCUGCCCAGCGCCUCUUUCUUCCGGUGAUUUUAAAGGAUGUGGAUUCUCUUCUCUACGUGGACACUGACGUUCUCUUCCUGAGGCCCAUUGACGACAUUUGGAGCUUUCUGAAAGAGUUCAACUCCACACAGUUGGCUGCUAUGGCCCCAGAGCACGAAAUACCAAAGAUUGGUUGGUAUAGUCGAUUUGCUCGCCACCCUUACUAUGGAACAACUGGAGUCAAUUCCGGAGUCAUGCUGAUGAAUUUAACCCGGAUAAGAAACACACCGUUCAAGAACAGCAUGAUACCAACAGGCUUGAUGUGGGAGGAAAUGUUGUACCCAUUAUACCAAAAGUACAAAAAUUACAUUACAUGGGGAGACCAGGACUUGCUAAAUAUUAUUUUUUACUUUAACCCAGAGAGUCUCUAUGUGUUUCCCUGUCAGUGGAAUUACCGGCCUGAUCACUGUAUGUAUGGGAGUAACUGUAAAGGCGCAGAAGAGGAAGGCAUAUCUGUUCUUCAUGGUAAUAGAGGCGUCUACCAUGAUGACAAGCAGCCUACUUUUAAGGCACUAUAUGAAGUGAUACGUGAUUUUCCCUUUGAAGACAAUCUCUUCCAGUCCUUGUACUACCCACUUCAGUCUAAGUUUCUGGAUACUGUACACACUUUAUGUGGGCGAAUUCCACAAGUUUUUCUGAAGCAGAUUGAGAAAACGAUGAAGAAGGUUUAUGAAAAUCGUGUCAUUGUUCAUGUGGGAGCCAACUACAGAUACUAAACAUAGCUAUACUUUAUAUGGUAAUUUUUUCAUCCUUGUAUCCAAAUCAUUUGAGGCAGAUAAAUUAAAGGGGCACCGUCAGUUUAAAAUUCAUGUUGUUAACAAAAAUUGUCUAAAUUAGAGAAUCCACCAUGAUCCUUGGUGAAUUGUUCCAUUACUGACCACUUUUAAAUCAAGAUUGGGUGUUUUUCUGAAAGAUCUGCUCUAGGAAUUAUUUUGGAGAAGUUCUAGGGCCUGUGUAAUACAGGAGAUCUGACAAGAUUUCCACAGUUGUCCCUUCUGGCCUUGGAAUUCAUGAAUUUCCCUGUUUUAUUAAUAACUCCUUAAAUGAUUAAAAUGGAAUUUUAAAAUCCAUUCAGACUGCCACUUCUUAUGCUCUUUGUUCACUUCCUGCAUUUCUCUCCCCUUGAGCAAGGAGAAUCAAUGGUUUGACCAUCCCUAGAAUGAGUUUGUUUUUAGUUCUGUCAUGUUUAAGUUUAAACACUUCAGGGGAAUGUUUGUGUGUUUAAAAACAACUAUUUUAAUUGGAGGUGUUAUUCAGUUGUGGAAACAUCUGUAUUAUAAUUUUAUAAAAAAAAAUUUUUUUUCAUCCCACAAGAUUUAAAUUUGGGUCUAGAUUUAAAUUGACAGCAUCACUGACUUAAAAAUAGAUGCUCAAACCAUCAUGACAGGCUUAGUUAAACAUGACUGUAUUAAAGGGAAACCAUCUGCUUAGAAAUCACUGAAAUGUGUGUGUUGGGGGGGUGUCUGUUUGUUUGGUUGGGGGGUGUCUGUUUGUUUACUUUGUGUACUUGACAGCAUUUUGUGUCUAGUGAGUAUCAUUGUUCCCUGGCCUACUUUCCCUGUUUUGUGUGGGCCUUUCACACAGCAACAGGAGGGAGACCCAUUAAAGUCACUAAGAAGAACAUAUGCACAAAUAUUGGGAGAGGGAUGUAGAGAUAAGUACAGGACUCGAAACUAGUGUUAACUCACUUGCUGAAAGUACCUAGAUUUCAAGUGUCUGUUUUAAAUUCCCCUCUCUGUGGGAACAUGGCUUUGGUCUUUUUUUCUUCCCAUUUUAAAUACAUUACCUUUUUUGUGGUUUUAAUUGUGUUAAAAACAGGCCAAGAACACUGUGAAUGAACUGUAGGAAAACAUGUACUAUUGAACUGUUUUCCCCAUUAACCUUCUUUAAUUACUACUUACUGCUUGGGAAUAAUUCCAUACCACUGAAAACCUUUCUUCCAGCACAGCGUUACUGAGAGACUGAGAUUGUUGUCUCUGACUGCUUUUUCCAAUAUGCCAAAAAUCCACUUGUUCUUCGACAUUAAAAAAAAAAAAAAUCUCCACAUCUCUGCUUGGCACUUUCAUCCCUUGAAGUUCAGCAUCUGUGCCAGGAUUUUAACUAAUAGUCUCAAAGUGAAAUGGGAUACAAGAUGGCUUUGAUGUUUGUUUUAGUUAAAAAUAUUUAAUUUAGGUUAGAUUUCAAAAGCAUGUUCAUGUUGUAAGUAGUUAGACUGAAGGUUACAGACAGUGUUACACAGCUCAUUAAAACUUGCAGUAGUUAAAAGAUGCUCAGCAGAAGCUGUAGGAAACCUGAAACUUAGGAAAUUUUAAAAGACACUUUGUAAGUGAAAAUCUUGAGGGAUGUAUACCGUAGAAAGGUUAUAUUGUUCAGCACGUGGAAGGCAACUGAAUAGACCGGCUUACCUUACCUGUUCAGCAGAAAAAUCAGCCGUCACUUGGAACUGUCUUUUAUGUCUAGUAUGCAAGGUGUUGAGGGGAAACUAUUCUGUAAUGAAAAAGUUGCUUUCGACUGCAUUAUAAUAUGCAUGUAAUCCCAGUGGCUUUCCAGGCAUACAUACUUAUCUUGCAUGGCUGGUGUGUGCUAGGGGCAUGUCACUGUCAUUAGAGUCUAGAACAGGGGCGGGCAAACUUUUUGGCCUGAGGGCCGCAUCGGGUUUCUGAAAUUGUAUGGAGGGCCGGUUAGGGGAGUCUGUGCCUCCCCAAACAGCUAGGUGUGGCACGGCCCCCGACCCCCCCUUCUCACCCCCUCAUGGCCCCCCCAGGACUCCUGCCCCAUCCAACUGCCCCGUUCCCUGACGGCUCCCCGGGACCCUUGCCCCAUCCAAACACCACCACCACCACCACCACCACCACCACCCCCCCAGCUCUCUGUCCCCCUGACCGCCCCCGGACCCCCCGCCGCCCCAUCCAACCUCUCCUCCUCUCAUUCCUGACUGCCCCCCCGCGGGACCCCUACCCCAUCCAACCACCUGUUCUCCCUGACCACCCCUUCUCCCUGUCCCUUGACUGCCCCCUGCUGCCCCAUCCAACCCCUCCACUCAUUCCUGACUGCCCCCCCCAGGACCCUACCUGAUCCACCCCUCCUGCUUCCUGUCCCCUGACCGCCCCCGGAACCCCUGCCCCUGACUGCCCCCCCCCCCCACUUCCUGACUGCUCCCCUCACAGCCCCCAUUCAACCCCCCUGUUCCCCGCCCUCUGACCUCCCCUGCCCUCUAUCCAACCCCCCUCUGCUUCCUGCCCCCUUACUGCGCUGCUUGGAGCACUGGCGGCGUGGCUGCCUGCUGGCGGCGUGGCUGCACCAGGACAGGCAGCCACGCCGUCUGGCUGGAGCCAGCCACGCACCGUGCAGCACAGAGCACUGGGUCAGGCCGCGGCUCUACAGUUGCGCUGCCCGAGGAGCUUGCAGCCUGGCCGAUCAGAGCAUGGCGCCGGUGGCGCAGUGAGCAUAGGCUGUGGGGAAGGGGGACAGCAGGGGCGGGGCCAGGAGCAAGCCUCCUGGGCCAGGAGCUCAGGGGCCAGGCAGGAGGGUCCUGCGGGCCAGAUGUGGCCCGUGGGCCGUAGUUUACCGACCCCUGGUCUUGAAGUUCAAGACAGUCUGCAGUAUUGGCAUUGCUGCCCUCACCACUCAUGAUUGAUUCACACAGUUUCACAAAAAUCCUCGUAGUUGGGUGGCCUACGUGUAUCCCUCUUCUCCAGUAACAGUGGGCUAGCGGUCUCUCGCUGCCUCAUCAGAACAGUUGACACUCAUGUGCCCAAAUGCAAUACCUGGCUUGUGAGGAAGAGGAAGACAUGAGGUUUGCUGGCCGCUAAGGCUGUCAGGCAGGCUGUACGCAGCGGUAAGUGCCUGUGGAAACCUUUUACAAAUGAAUGGGGUGUGAAAACAUAUGUGACACAUCCGUAGACACACUGAGAGAAAGGCAUGGCAUGACAGAGAGCAGCACUAGGGAAGCGUCUGAGUAGAGUGAAAUGGAACAGCCCAGAAUACCAAACUUGAAGUCCUGGCCCCACUAAAGUCAAUGAUUUCACCCCAGGGCUGGACUAGUCUUCAGAAGAGACACAACAGACAAAAGAACAGUUCUUUGACACAAGGCCUAAUAGGACCCUCAGCCCCUUCUCUCCCCCCCCCCACGCACACAAUUUGCACGUUUCUGGCUCUCAUCCUCACAUUAUCUUAUGCUCUUACUGUGUAAGAGCUCAAAGUACCUUAACUAGCAAUGGACAGAAGCAAUCAUUCUGACCAGUCUUACAGCUAUCCCUCUUAACGGGGACCAGAAAGGCAUUUAAACCCAUAUAGUGCAAGCUUGAAAUAUUUAGCAUUUUUCUUCAAGCCCCAACUCCUGGAGUCAGAUGAUUUCUUCAGAAUCUCAGUUUUCAUUUAAAAAGAAACGUAAGUUUUUUGCCUCUGGUGGUUGCGGAGAAGAGCUUGAAAAUGUGACCCGAGUGCACCCUAGCUACUUAAAAGCUAGAAAACAAAUAAAAAGAACCCAAAGUGCAUUAUUUUAAAAGCUUCAUGAUAUUUAAAAUACUCCCAUGCUGUCUGGGAGCUUGAUUCAUGAUUUUUAAACAUUUUGGGGUUGGCAGUCGUGGACACUUAAAAAAAAAAAAAAAAAUAGCUUGAUUUCCUAAAUCAGAAUAAAGCAGACUGUCUGUAGGUCAUGUUUGGUUAGAUUAGACAUCCUCAGAGCAUUUCUAAAUUGCUCAUCUCUGUGGUAUCUACAAGCCACAGAAGUUUGUAGAGAAAAAGUUGCCUUGCCCAGAACUUGGAACUCUGCAUUUUAGAACAAUGCCUCUCAUAUACAGCAGCAGAGUUGCUAACUUACAGACGCUUAGCAGGUUAUGAUUCAGUCCAUUAUGAUUCAGUCGAACUUGGAACCAUGGGAACAUAUUUGUAAUGAAGGAAUCCAAUAAGAUACUAUAGUUAAUUACAGAAUAAAGGUAUUAUUACUUAUAAAGUUAUUGGAGAUUAAAACAGUGUUUACAGGAGGUGCUAUAUUUUUAUAAAGAACAAUAUUAUGUUAACUGUUGUAUAAGGUAUAUGAAGUAUACAUUUUAACGUGAAAAUAGCUUUCAGUGUAAUGUGAAGGCGAUUAUGCAGGAAAAAGUACCUUUUUUUGGUAUUUUUCUGAAAAAAUUAAUUGAGCUGUAAUUUGAAAACUCCAAAGCCUUUUUUUUUUUAAGUUACAUAAUUUUGUUUUCUCAUGCUGAGUAGAAUUAUUAAUUUAUAUUUUACUACUGCUUCCAAAAAACAUUUAUCUUAAUUUCAACAGCAGUUGGUUUUAAUAUUAAGCUUACUUUAAUCACAUUCCAUAUGCAUCGCUAAUUACUUGUAAUUUAGCCUCAUUUAUUUUAAUAAUGGAACUAUGUAAAUACUUAUGUAGGAUUUAUAUAUUUUUUUCCUCCCCUCAUAUGUACUAUUAUUGUAUUGGUAACUUAAAAAAAAACCCCAACAAAACAGAAUACCAUUUUUCACGUACCACACUAAGCAAUGACACCAUAACGUAUUAGCACUAAAAGAGGGAACACCAAAAUAUUUAUCUGUAGAUGAAUACAAAUUCAUUCUUUGGCACAUUCAGAGUGUUUGUAACCCAGAUUUCACGAAGAAAAAUUCAUCUGCUGCAUUCAGAACAGUGUGGUACCGUUCAGCCUAAAGAACUGUGCGCUAGUUAUUUGAACACAGGCUGUGAUCCUGCAAAGACUUACGCAUGUGCUUAAACUUUUCACAUUGUGAGUAGCCCCACUGUAGUCAGUGGAACUACUCAGAGUGUAUAAAAUGAAGCAUGUGCCUAAGUGUUGGCAUGAUCUGGGCUAUAGUGCACAUUUCCAGGUUUUAAAUUUGCUGUGCUGUACUUGAACUUGCUAAAGUUAUACAAAUAAGGGCCUGACACUGAGCGGUGCUGAGCACCUCCUUUCAGCCCUAAGCCUUUUAAGGAAGUGUCAGAAUAAAAAUACACAUUGUACAGUGAGGAACUGCCAGUGGGGGAGGCAUUUGUUUGCACCAUUUUAUAAUGUGAGGGCUUUUUUGGCUAUUUGGCUGCACCUGGCAAAGUGAGCUCGAUAGCUUUGCUAUAGUUUCUGUUCUUUACAGGUGGAAACUGGAAACCAUUUUUGGUGUGCAUGUGUGCACGUGUGUAUGUGUGUAAAUAAUUAUGAUCAAUUUCUGUAUCAUUUAAAUGCUUGUAUAUUUUUAUCUGACAAGUGCACCAAUUGUUUAUAGCUCCCAAGGAGGCAUCGCAGUGCAUUUCUAUGUUUAAGAUUCUUUGGCUUACAGUAUAAAUAAAUGAACUUUUAAGCAAA
This is a messenger RNA of Chelonia mydas (Green sea turtle), 7091 nucleotides long. It is a transcript of the gene GXYLT2, whose product is annotated as glucoside xylosyltransferase 2. The record is from RefSeq and is a predicted model, not a curated record. The coding region runs from base 174 to 1511 and encodes 445 amino acids. Gene Ontology annotation, molecular function: UDP-xylosyltransferase activity. The transcript is spliced from 7 exons. Gene Ontology annotation, biological process: protein O-linked glycosylation via N-acetylgalactosamine. NCBI's taxonomy places the organism in Eukaryota, Metazoa, Chordata, Testudines, Cheloniidae.